Molecule: messenger RNA, 810 nt
Organism: Acanthaster planci (crown-of-thorns starfish)
Lineage: Eukaryota; Metazoa; Echinodermata; Asteroidea; Valvatida; Acanthasteridae
Product: muscarinic acetylcholine receptor M2-like
Biological process (GO): G protein-coupled receptor signaling pathway
Cellular component (GO): plasma membrane
Molecular function (GO): dopamine neurotransmitter receptor activity, coupled via Gi/Go; G protein-coupled receptor activity
Source: RefSeq, a predicted model, not a curated record
AUGACGCUCGUCAUCUCCUACGACCGCUUCCGGGCGACCAACAUGCCUCUGAAGCAUUUGUCGGAGAAGACGCUGGGCCACGCAUGCUUCCUGAUAUUCCUCGGUUACUUCAUCCCUGUCAUGCUGUGGACUCCAAUGUUCAUUAUUCUACCGUACGCAGGGGUCAUCUCUCGGGUGCGACCUCCCAGUUGUCACGGCCCAUACGCCUUCUAUCCGGGGUUGUUGACAUUUACGGUGCUCUCUCUAUCCUGGGCACCCAUGAGCCUGGCUGUUGUCCUGUACACUCUAGUCUACUGCGCUAUUAUUCGCAAAGGUCUCGCAAAAAACCGAGGAAAUGCAAAACCGACCGUCUCCGGGGCCAUUUUCAAGAGAAAGGCGUUAAACAAAGUACCAUUCUCGACAAGUAAUUGCUCUGACGCCGAAUUACCCGAACAAGCGAGAGACGCGGAGAAUGCCUCCUCUGUGUUUAGCGUCUCGGUUGCAGUCUCCCAGGGAAUGAGCAACCCAGCCUUGGAGGUUUCUCUGGAAAACAGCGUUCAAGCGGCAAAGUACCCCGGAACGAUUGGGCUAACACAAAAGCAGGCUGCGCCUUCAACAGGGUAUCGUCACCCCCACGACAGACUAGGCCACUCUGCCCACUUUAGACGAUCGUCCAAACGCGCAAGUGGUUUGGCCACUCAACGGGCAACCCGCACCCUCACCCUUGUCUUCACGACCAUGAUCGUGUCUGCCAUGCCGUGGUCGGUGUUUGCCUUGUGGGCAGCAGUGUACCCAGAGAGCUUACCGCCGUCAAUUAAUAUUAUCUUCAAG